CAUUAAAUCAGGCAGCAGGAAUUUUAACAAUUUUCCACUCAGAAAUUUUGUGUUUUUGUCUUCAAAACUAUAUGUUUGUUUUCCAUUUGGAAGCAGACUUUCCCUUCAUGUGGGGAGGCAAGACGGGGAUUCUUUAAUUUGCAGAUCUGUUUAUGGAUUGGUUUGAUACUGUGGUUGUGAAGGCCAGUCCCUCCCCCUCUCUAUUAGUAACUCUUGCAAGAUGCAGUUGGAUUGGAGUCUGUGGGACCAUUUACUAAUCCUGCCUACAUUUGCUAACUGAGGAGUCUGAGACAGGUUCAACACGGCUGCAGGGCAACAAAACAUCUGCAAAGCAACAUUUAGACCCCCUGAAAUAAAUAGUGGAUGCCUACUGCAGCUGAGCUAUGCAGGAACGUUCGAUAACAGCAAAGCAGCAGACCAGAUGUCCUAGCAUCAGCUGCAAUGAGUCAAAGGCUUCGCUGAAAAAUAUAUAUAAAGACCAGCCGUAGUUUGUUUUCCAAGGCUGCCUGGGACUGCAGCUUCAGAGGUCAGGCAGCAGGUGUAACUGUGGCAUAACGCAAACUUUUCAACUUGAUUCGGAUUGAUGUUUUCCCACUUCUGUUAAAGGCAUGUCAGCUCUUAGGAGAAAAUUUGGUGAGGAUUAUCAGGUUGUGAACACUUUAAGAGGAACCAGCUUCACGCCUCCUGUCAAGAAGGCAAGGCAAAGGUUUGUGGACAAGAAUGGACGCUGUAACGUCCAGCAUGGAAACUUAGGAGGUGAGACCACCAGGUACCUCUCUGACCUGUUCACCACUUUAGUGGACCUUAAAUGGCGGUGGAACCUUUUCAUCUUUAUCCUUACAUAUACUGUAGCUUGGCUUGUGAUGGCUUCAAUGUGGUGGAUUAUCGCUUAUAUCAGGGGGGACCUCAACGGAAGCCACAAUGGCACUCACACUCCAUGCGUUGCCAAUGUCUAUAACUUUCCAUCCGCUUUCUUGUUCUUUAUUGAGACAGAGGCCACAAUUGGCUAUGGCCACAGGUACAUCACAGAGAGGUGCCCGGAAGGUAUUGUCCUGUUCUUGUUGCAGUCAUUACUUGGGUCUGUUGUGGAUGCUUUCCUCAUAGGCUGUAUGUUCAUCAAGAUGUCCCAGCCUAAAAAAAGAGCCGAGACUCUCAUGUUUAGUUACAAUGCUGUCAUCUCUCAGCGUGAUGGAAAACUGUGCCUCAUGUUUCGGGUGGGCAACCUCAGAAAUAGCCAUAUGGUGUCAGCCCAGAUUCGAUGCAAGCUGAUAAAGUCAAGACAAACUCCUGAGGGCGAGUUCCUGCCUUUGGAUCAGUGUGAACUGGAUGUUGGAUUCGGGACUGGAGCAGACCAGCUAUUUCUUGUGUCACCUUUAACAAUUUGCCAUGAAAUAAAUCCCAAGAGUCCCUUCUUUGAUCUUUCAAAAAGAUCAUUAAUGAAGGACCAGUUUGAGAUAGUCGUCAUUCUGGAGGGAAUUGUGGAAACAACAGGUAUGACAUGUCAAGCCAGAACAUCCUACACAGAAAAUGAAGUCUUGUGGGGUCACAGAUUCCUCCCUGUCAUGUCACUGGAGGAGGGCUUUUUCCGAGUGGACUAUUCUCAGUUUCAUGCCACCUUUGAAGUGCCCACUCCACCAUAUAGUGUCAAAGAACUUGAAGAAAAACUAUCUUUGCCAUCUCCACUGAAUACGCCAUGCAUAAGUAACUGCAAAAUCAGAAAGGACCACAUCUAUUCAGUAGACUGUAUCGACACUAUAGAAGAGAAGUUUGGCAAACUACCCAGCAAGCUUCAAAAAAUGAGCUCGGGAAGAGAUGAGAUGCAAAGAAAAGUUAUAAGAAUGAGCUCAAAUAUUUCUGAGAAGGCAUGCAGCACAGGAGACCUGCCCUUAAAAAUUCAGAGGAUUAACUCUGUUCCCACUACGGUGGAAUGUGAAGAAAGAAUCCCCCUCAAAGCCUUCAAAGUGAACUCUGAACCAAUGACUAUGUCAACAGGUGAUUUGCAGCAAAAGCAUCAUGGUCUCCUUACCCUGGGGGCAAGACUUGAGGCCACAUUACCUGCAAAGCUCCGAAAAAUGAAUUCUGAUCGCCUUACUUAGAUCAGAGCUUAUUCAAAACAGCUAAAUGGUCAAUGACAAAAACUGAUAUAAACAUAUAGCCUUAUAUCUCUAAAAUAUUUUGGGUACAACUGUGAACCUUCUAAAUUAACUUAGGCAUUCAUGGGGUCAAGGGGCUAUAUAUAAUAUUCUGUCUCAUUGCAGCUGUUUAUAAUGGCAUCUGUAAAGUGUUGCAAGACUUGUAUAGCAGCAUGCAUUUAUAUCAUGUUAAAUCUGUUGAAUUCACACAACUUAUACCACUUCAGUCACCUGAGGGACAGGUGAAUCCGCAUGAGUACACAACUCAUGGCAUUGCUGUGAUUUCAAAUAUAUACAUGAAUCAUG
Messenger RNA from Protopterus annectens (West African lungfish), 2438 nucleotides. Its product is annotated as G protein-activated inward rectifier potassium channel 1-like. The record is from RefSeq and is a predicted model, not a curated record. Gene Ontology annotation, cellular component: plasma membrane. The transcript is spliced from 3 exons. Gene Ontology annotation, biological process: potassium ion import across plasma membrane; regulation of monoatomic ion transmembrane transport. Gene Ontology annotation, molecular function: G-protein activated inward rectifier potassium channel activity. The coding region runs from base 609 to 2096 and encodes 495 amino acids. Lineage: Eukaryota; Metazoa; Chordata; Ceratodontiformes; Protopteridae.